GUUUCUGCUGGCUGGAAUUCGGGUAUUCCAUUUAGUGUUGCCCCUGUGUUGCCGAGAAAAUCUACUGAAAUAGGAGAGGAAGUUCGGCAGCCUCUAAGCAUGAGUUUUGUUUAAUUCAUGUAGAAACUAGCUUAAUUUGGUUGUUGUGAGGUUAAUUGUGUGAAACCCCCGUGAAUUAGCUAUGUUUUGCUAAUUUGGGAGUUGAAGUUACUGUUCACGAGGUACUGUUUACUGGGUACUGUUCAUAGGCACUGUUCACACACCAAGGGUUAAUGAUUAACGGGGAAUUAAAGGUUUAGUUUGUGAUAUAAGAAUGAAUUUGGAGAGGUCCGGUUAUGUGGAGAUUGAUAGAAAUAGCACUGUGAUUAGGGGUAGUGCUAAUGAUGAUUUUACUUUGAAUUUGUGGAAGUGCGGUAUUAAUUGUGGAAUAUUGUGAUUAGGUUUUGAUAGUUCUGUCAGCGUAGCACUUGGGUUAGCCUUCUGUUCUGUGCGAGUAAGGAAGCGAAACCGAGGACGGGGAAACCAAGGGGAGUGACGAGUUAGAAGGCUAGCUACCUGUAAUUUGAAUAUGGAUCUUAGAUAUAAAUGAUGAUAUUGUAAGCUAGAUUGUGAUUGGAGAUUUUAUGAUACCAGAGAAGUUAUAAAUUUGAUCUUUAGAUUUUUGUGGUAUCAAAUGUGAAUUGGAUAAGUUCCGAGUCUUGUGCAUUUGUGGGACCCACUCACGAGUGCACGGCGUCUGUCGCGCCUCGGAUUUGGGUUCUGGGGCGUGACAUUCAGCUAGACAAUCGAUGGUUUUGUGGUUCCAAGGGACUGUAGGGUCGAUGUACAUGCAAUUGGUUUUCGCAGGAAUGGAUUUAGAACACGAGAAGAUGGUAAUGUCCUUAAAUGAAAAGAAUAAAAAUGUGCAGUGGAAGAUUUUUUACGAAUAUAUUCGGACCGAAAUCGGUCCGUAAUUAAUUUAUGCGCCAAAUUUUUGCCGUUAAUUUGAAUCUUAUUGAUUAUGCGAAUGACGCCUGUUGGGAGACGAAACUUUUAAAAGUUACAAGCAAGUCCAAAAUAUUCGGACCGAAAACGGUCUGGAUAUAUUUAUAGAAUGACGCCUGUUGGGAGACGGAACUUUUAAAAGUUACAAGCAAGUCCACAAUAUUCAGACCGAAAAUGGUCUGGAUAUAGUUUGAGA
Molecule: messenger RNA, 1180 nt
Organism: Rubroshorea leprosula
Lineage: Eukaryota; Viridiplantae; Streptophyta; Magnoliopsida; Malvales; Dipterocarpaceae
Source: the annotation of a GenBank genome assembly